UGGAGAUGCUCUUACGGAGGGUGUUGGAGAUGCUCUUUCGGAGGGAGGGAGUUCUCGGCAGGCCGGCGUCAUGAUAAGUAGCGUCUGCUCUGUGGCUCCGCUGUUCGCUCCUUCGCCUCGCCAAGUCAAACUUCACUCUUAACGUAUCGACAAACUUCCAGAGAUCCACAAAGAUGUUCCGACCGAUGCAGGUCGCCAUCAGGGGGGAGAGCCGCCGGGCUGCGCCAGCGGCAGUGGCUGGCUUCGUCAGCCACUACGGCUACUACUCCACGGCCUCGAACUCCCAAAGGUUAGCCGGGAAAGUGGCUGUGAUCACCGGCGCCGCCAGCGGGAUAGGCAAGGCGACCGCCGCGGAGUUCGUCAGGAACGGCGCCAAGGUCAUCCUCACCGACAUCCAGGACGACCUCGGCCACGCCGUCGCCGCCGAGCUCGGCCCGGACGCGGCGUACGCCCGCUGCGACGUCACGGACGAGGCGCAGAUCGCUGCGGCCGUCGACCUCGCGGUGGCGCGCCACGGCCGACUCGACAUCAUGCACAACCACGCCGGCGUCACCGGGCGGAUGGCCAUGCACUCCGUCGGGUCCCUCGACCUCGCCGACUUCGAUCGCACCAUGGCGACCAACGCCCGGUCCGCGGUCGCCGGGAUCAAGCACGCGGCGCGCGUGAUGGUGCCGCGCCGGAGCGGGUGCAUCAUCUGCACGGCGAGCACCGCGGGGGUGCUGGGCGGCAUCGUCGCGCCCACGUACGGCAUCUCCAAGGCCGCCGUCAUCGGCGCCGUGCGCGCGUUCGCCGGGGAGCUGGGCCGCCACGGGGUGCGCGUGAACGCCAUCUCGCCGCACGGCAUAGCGACGCGGUUCGGGCUGCGCGGGCUGGCGGAGCUGUUCCCGGAGGCGAGCGAGGGGGAGCUGAAGCGGAUGGUGGAGACGGGCAUGAACGAGAUGGGCGGCGGGACGGUGCUGGAGGUGGAGGACAUCGCCAGGGCCGCCGUGUACCUGGCGUCCGACGAGGCCAAGUAUGUCAACGGGCACAACCUCGUCGUCGACGGCGGGUACACGGUGGGCAAGGCGGCCAACAAGCCGGCGCCGGCGGGAUAAGCGCCCAUGGGCGAACGACACGUGCUUUACUCCGUACUGUUCAAGUCUGCCGUAGUAAUGCUGCUGAGCUCGGGUGUAAGUCAUUGUUGUUAUGAUUAAUGGAAAUCGAUUAAAAUCAA
Molecule: messenger RNA, 1213 nt
Organism: Hordeum vulgare subsp. vulgare (domesticated barley)
Lineage: Eukaryota; Viridiplantae; Streptophyta; Magnoliopsida; Poales; Poaceae
Product: momilactone A synthase-like
Exons: 2
Coding region: 174-1094 (306 amino acids)
Source: RefSeq, a predicted model, not a curated record